AUGGCCGUCAACAACAAUAUACACGUUAGGCAUGGCUCUGAACAGGGCAGGAGACUCCACCGGCUGAUGGGUUGGUCCGUUUUCUCCCUCGUUGAUGGAGUCGUGAGUUCCGAUGUGGAUGGCCUUGAGCUGUUGCAAGCCAGCCAUUCUGAUGGCUGGAGCAGCGUAAAGGUAGAACAUAAAGAACGUGGACGUGAUUGGCAAGAAGGUGCCCUUGUUGUAGGCAGCCAGUCCGUUGGCAAUGGCGCACAUGGCAUGCUCUCUGAUACCGUACUCAAUGUAUCUACCAGAGAAGUCUCCAGCAAGACCACACUGGGUGGACAGAGUAGGGUCCAUGAAGUAUUUCACACCAGGCCACUGCAGAUUCACAGACACCGACAGGUCCGCACAACCAGCAAUCACAGAAGAACAGUUCUUACCGAACGAUCUCACCAACUCUCUGGCAGCUGCUCUGGUUGGAGCGUCUCCAGUGAACUCCUGCUGUGGAAGGAACGACUUCCAGUUCUUUGGAAGUUCUCCUCUGGUUCUGGACAGGAACUCGGCACCUUCUUGAGGAUACUCCUUGACGUACUUGGCAACCAGGUCUUUCCAUUCGGCAACAAGCUUGUCUCCCUCUGCUGGCUUCUCUUUGAAGAAGUCGUAAACGUCACUUGGCACGUAGAAUUUCUGAGCAGGGUUCAUUCCGUACUUGACCUUGAGCUCUCUGACUCCGUCCUCACCCAAAGCACUUCCGUGGGCAGCGCAGUGGUUUUCAAAAGCAGCGCCGGUUCCGAUGACAGUUCUGCAGUUGAUCAAGGUUGGUCUGUGUUUCUCGGCUUGUGCGUACUCCAAAGCCUUGACGAUGAAGACUCUGUUGGUGAUGACGUCGAAGCCAGGCUUGUUGUAGGUGGCAGCGAGGUUCUUGGUUGCAAUGGCCAGACCAACAGAGUUGGAGAUACCUUGACCCAAAGGACCCGUGGUGACUUCGACGGCAUCGUGCUCGAUCUCAGGGUGACCAGGACACAGAGAGUGGAAGUCGUGGGAGUGGUACGACUUCAAUUGGUCCAUGGUCAUCGACUUGAGACCGUAAAGAUGCUGGAAGAUGUACUGGAACAGACAAACAUGACCGUUGGACAGGACAAAUCUGUCUCUGUUGAAAUAGUCUGGGUCGUUGGGAGCAUAUUUCAUGGUGUACUUCCACAGAGCUAUACCAAUAGCCAUGGCCCCCAUGGCGGAACCGGGAUGGCCACCUCCAUAUUGCUCGACAAUGUCCAGAACAAGGGCACGGCCGUACUUGAUAACACGUUGAUGUUCUUCGUCGUUGAUCGACGCUGCUUUUGGAAUUCUCAUACUCAUUUGAUGGUAAUCGAUUCCCAAGCGGAGCUAUUUAUACUGAAGAUCUAG
Molecule: messenger RNA, 1383 nt
Organism: Ogataea philodendri
Lineage: Eukaryota; Fungi; Ascomycota; Pichiomycetes; Pichiales; Pichiaceae
Exons: 3
Coding region: 1-1383 (460 amino acids)
Source: RefSeq, a predicted model, not a curated record